UAAACGAAAAUCAAACCAGGUUACACCAUGGAGACGGAGAAAAUCAAACCAGGCAUGAGAUCCAUUAAACGCCUAUUCGUCAACAAGAUCGACCGCUGCGAGCUCAAGAAGGGUGAUCACAUCUACUGCUGGAGAUCACCCCUUUACAUCUACGCCCAUCAUGGGAUAUACAUCGGCGACGAACAAGUCAUUCACUUCUUCACUUCAGACAGAAAUUCGUCGUAUUUCUCUGGAUCCUCCUGGGAUGGGUCCAGUAUUCUUCGAAAUCCAUGCACAAAAUGUGACUACUCCAGCCGUGAGGGAGUGGUUAAGUGUUGCUUGGAUUGCUUUCUCUCGGGCGGUGAGCUCCGUCGCUUCCAUUACAAUGUCUCGCGAGCUUUCUUGCUCACCAGGAUCCGAGCAGGAACCUGCAGCCAUGCUAAAUCCAGCCCUCCUGCUCUGAUCCUGCAGCGCGCCAAGUUCCUCCUGGAGUGUAAUGGGUUCGGGAGGUAUGAUGUCUUUAAUAACAACUGCGAGCACUUUGCGAUCUACUGCUCGACCGGCUUGAUCGCACGAAAGCCCCGUGAGAUCGGACAGGUUGGGGCGUUGAAUGGCGUUCUUCAGCAGCUCUUUUUAAACGAGAAAUUGAAAGCCUUUCUUCGCAAAAAUCUCCAGAUCAAAGUACUUGAACCCAUCAUUGCCAUUCUGAAGAAUCUAUUGGAAGCGGAAGAUCAGAGGACUCGGGACGUUUUGGGGAGCAAACUUGAAGAGAUUGUCGAGGAACUGGGGCUUUUUGGGAAGGACAAACAGAAUCUUGGGAGUAACGUUGUAACUCUUCUUAAGCUCUUUGGGAGUACCGCGAUCAACAUGCGUGAUGCUCUUCCAAUUUGGUUGAAGCUUGUUCUGGAGGUGUUUAUUUCACUKCUUUUUAUCUAUGUUAUCGCUCUCUACCGAUCGGAUAUUGGAGUUCACAAGGAUGUUCGUUUAGUUGAGGUCGAGCAACUGGUUAUCGAACGAAAGCCGGUGGAAUGAAAACCAGUUUCCGAUGGGGCCGGAACCGCUUGCUAUGAAUCCAAGGGCGGAGGGGAGGCGGUUGGGUGUAAGAGAGGUGACCUGUAAACCCUCAAAACAUAUCAUGGACUCGUGUGAGAGAGAUAUUUUGAAGGGAUUUGGUGGUGGUAGAGUUAAAUAACCUCCAGUUCUGCUAAGACAUUUUGAAGGUCUGUGAUGGUUGCAGCAUCAGUUUCAGUUGGAAUCCUCGGGAAGUGAAUUUUGCAGCUCAUAAUCUGGCCAAGUUGGGCUUUUCUUUUCAGUUGUGAUUGGAGAGAUUAGUUGUCUUAUUUGAUUUUCUUCAGUUGUUCUUAACGAUGUAUUUUAUUUUCUUUAUCUCUUUUCUUAUCAUAUCUUAUUAUAUUUACCU
Messenger RNA from Nelumbo nucifera (sacred lotus), 1399 nucleotides. RefSeq names its product protein LEAD-SENSITIVE 1-like. The record is from RefSeq and is a predicted model, not a curated record. NCBI's taxonomy places the organism in Eukaryota, Viridiplantae, Streptophyta, Magnoliopsida, Proteales, Nelumbonaceae.